CAUACACGAUCUGUGCGCGGCUGCACAGCUCUCAUGCCUGCUGUUGUAUCUGACUCCGGGAGGAUGGACGAUGUGUCGUUGGGUCUGGUGGCCACACCGGCCUCGCCGCGUCCACACUGUAACACAGACUCAGAGGAGGACACGGUGAAUGGAGGGAUGCACACCUUCAACCAGACCCACAUGAGGAAGGCAUUCCAGCUGAUGAACGAACUGAGGAGUAAAAAGAUGCUGUGCGACGUCCAGCUGGUGGCGGGGAGUGUUGAGGUGCCGGCUCACAGGGUGGUUCUGGCGUCCUGUAGCCCCUACUUCUGUGCCAUGUUCACAGGUGAUAUGAGUGAGAGCAAAGCCCAUCAGGUGGAGAUCAGAGAGGUGGAUGGACAGACUCUGAGGAAGCUGGUGGACUACAUCUACACGGCUGAGAUAGAGGUCACAGAGGACAACGUCCAGGUUCUGCUGCCAGCAGCCAGCCUCCUCCAGCUGAUGGAUGUUCGUCAGGUCUGUUGCGAGUUCCUGCAGUCUCAACUUCACCCCUCCAACUGUCUGGGCAUCAGAGCCUUCGCUGACCUGCACACAUGUACGCAGCUUCUCAACCAGGCCCACGCAUACGCCGAGCAGCAUUUCUGCGAGGUGGUGCAGGGAGAGGAGUUUCUGAGCCUUUCUCUGCAGCAGGUGUGCAGCCUCAUCGCCAGCGACAAACUCACUGUUUCCACGGAGGAGAAGGUGUUUGAGGCGAUGAUAUCUUGGAUCAAGAAUGAUAAGCCAGCUCGUCUGGAGUACAUGCCCAAACUGAUGGAGCAUGUCAGACUUCCACUCCUGUCCAGGGAUUACCUGGUACAGAUCGUUGAGGAAGAGGCUUUGAUCAAGAACAACAACACCUGUAAAGAUUUCCUCAUAGAAGCGAUGAAGUAUCACCUGCUGCCAGCUGACCAGCGGCACCUCAUCAAGACAGACAGGACCCGACCACGAACUCCUAUCAGCAUCCCAAAGGUGAUGAUUGUCGUGGGCGGUCAAGCUCCGAAGGCGAUCCGCAGUGUGGAGUGUUACGACUUUCAGGAAGAUCGAUGGUACCAGGUAGCCGACCUGCCUUCAAGACGCUGCCGGGCAGGUGUGGUGUCCAUGGGAGGUCGUGUGUACGCAGUCGGGGGGUUCAACAGUUCACUGCGGGAACGAACGGUGGACGUGUAUGAUGGAGUGAGAGACCAGUGGAGUGCGGUGGCGAGCAUGCAGGAGAGACGCAGCACUCUGGGAGCUGCUGUGUUGGGGGAUUUACUGUACGCUGUCGGGGGCUUCAACGGCAGCAUAGGUUUGUCCACAGUAGAAGCCCACAAUUAUAAAACCAACGAGUGGAUAUAUGUCGCCUCCAUGAACACCAGGCGCAGCAGUGUGGGUGUAGGGGUGGUCGAUGGUGUGUGUGCAUCUGUAGGUAAGCUCUAUGCAGUGGGAGGAUACGAUGGAGCAUCCCGUCAGUGUCUCAGUACAGUGGAGGAGUACGACCCUGUCAGCGAUCAGUGGUGCUACGUAGCUGACAUGAGCACACGCCGCAGUGGAGCAGGUGUGGGUGUGUUGAACGGUCUGCUGUACGCAGCAGGAGGACAUGACGGUCCUCUCGUGAGGAAGAGCGUCGAGGUGUACGACCCACAGAGCAACACGUGGCGACUGGUUUCUGACAUGAACAUGUGCCGACGAAACGCAGGCGUCUGUGCCAUCAACGGGCUGCUAUACGUGAUCGGAGGAGACGACGGCUCGUGUAACCUCUCCUCUGUAGAGUUUUACAACCCGGCCACAGACAAGUGGAGCCUCAUCCCCACAAACAUGAGCAACGGACGCAGCUACGCAGGAGUCGCAGUGAUUGACAAGCCAUUAUGACCAGAGGCCUCCCACAGCAUCAGCUCUGUGUCAUCAGCCAGUUCCACAGAGACUCACACUGACGUCUGAAUCGGUCCAAAUGGACGGGACGCCCUCAAUCCUCAGCUGACUUAAUCAAGGAGGAAGAGGAGGAGGACUUUUUUUUGGCGCUAAACCACAAACUGAUUUCGUUGCUUUGCCCAUUUCUGUCACUGAGAUCCUGACUUUUAAAGGACACUGUUGCACUGGAUACGAAACAGUAGCCACAGGAGAGUCUGAGGCUUCUGAGAACUUUGUCUUGGUGAGUUUUAUAAAUGCCAAGCACAUAAAGAGAGGCUGUAUCAGCUGACAUAAGACUCAGACGCUGAUGUCGGAGGGACUUUGAUGAGCCAAACGCAGCAACGUUUAGAUGCUCAGUGGGUCAUGGCAGCGUUCAUGUGAUGGACUAAAUCAAACCUGGAAAACUGAAUACUUUAAAUCACUGGCUUGCUGUUUUCUGGCUGACGUCAGUGUUAACAGUGUUGCUGCAGUUAUGAGGACUUUGCAAUAUUGGCUUGUGAUUGGCUGUUGCAGGAGCAUUAUCCAAUUUCCUGGAAACCUGGGCAUGCUAUGGGAGAUUUUUUUUAAAUCAUGAAACAUUUGCCAGAGUUCCUUGAAUACAAAUCAGCUUACGGCAACUAUUUUUGAGACCGAAGUCGUUGGAUUCCUGCACCAACUGUUGAGUGGUUAGCAAAAAGCCGCCAGCUGCCAGAGUGUGUUUGCUCUGAACAUGGACACCUGGACCUACAGAGCUGCGAGACAAUUCAAAGAAUGUAGAAAACAUCUUAUAUGCAAAUCAUAUUUAAUAUUUUUGAGAUUGUUUUUAAAGAGGUGGAGAACCACUUGCUGUGGCUUUAGACCAGUUGAUCUGAUUGGACGCAGCAGGACUUGAGUCUGUUGUCGACACACUACUGAUGCACUGAUCGCUUGCACUGACUGAUACAGAGUGGCAGGCUGUCUGUCUGACUCACCGAUGCAGCGGGGCCAGACGUCUGCCCGUCUCUCUGACUGACCAACUGGAUGACUGACCUGCUGUUUGUCUGUCUCAUAGGAGCAUUUGAACUCACCACUUUAAGGCCAAUAAUUUCAUCAGAAAUUGUAAAAAAAAAAAAAAAAAAAAUGUGCCAGUUACGCUGAUCAGAAUAAUGCUGGAGUCACAUGGUGUUUUUAUCUCUUAGUAACAAACUGAAAUGACGAAUCAUGUCUGCCUGUUGUCUAAGGGAGCGUGUCAAAAUGCACUGUAGAAACCCAACUGUAAAAUUCUAAUGUAAAAGAUGCAGGUUUAAGAUUUUCUAUUUAUUGUUUUGGGAUAUUUGAUCACAGCAUUUAUUCACAUCAAAGUGAGGUUCUCAUUUCAUUUUCUCUGCCUCGUUGUGUUAACACUCUGUGCUCCACUCACACUCAUCCAGACGAUGACAGUGGGUGUGUUUUAGAUGUAGUUAUUUAGCCGGUGCCAUAGCUUUUGAAAGAGAAGAGAUUUAUAGGAGCUGCUUCAUGAACCAAGUUCUCAGCCGGACUUUUCAUUUCUGCCUGCAGUCUUCCGGGAAUCAUGGACGGGGUCAACUGUCGUCUCAAAGCCCUCUGACAGAAAGUAAAAUACUCAAAAAAAGACCAUACUGUUGUUUUUGUAUGUUAAGUCAGAUUUACAGGUCAUGUUUACGACAUUAGCCCCGCCUCAUUUAGACUGAUGAAUGUGUUUUUCAUGUCAUCCAGCUCCAGCUCAUAUGAUCACAGUUUAAAAUGUCUUGAAAUUCACUCGACAUGCUUCUGCUGAUCACUGUGAAUUUGAAGUUUACACACUCACAAGUGGGUGGGAUGUGCAUGUAAUCGCAAUUUAGGAAAAAUCUAUAAGCAAAAGUUAAGCAUGGAGUGAGAUUAGCAAUCUUUAUUUUACCAAUUUGGAGGCAAAAUUUAAAGUCAAGCACCGCAGCAUCCAUUCAUUCACCAUUUCCUACAUUAGAGACACUCGAAAGUUAAUUAAACUAAUAACACAUUCGAAUAAAGAAUCAGAAUAAAGAAUCAUCGUCAUUCAUGAUGAUGAUGAUGAUGAUGCCCUGUAUCAAAGGUGAAAUGUGGUAUUUAUUUAUCACACCAUAAACUUUUUUGUUCUCUUGUGGCAAUUUUUGAGGCACUAAAUGGAGCAUUAAUUCCACUCUGAGAAUCUGACACUUAAACAAAAUGGUGGAUCGUACAAAAAAACAAUCCAAACGGCAGAAUAAAUGUUGGUAUCGUAUGUUUCUGCAAAUCACAGAUAUGUUACAAUUGUACGUUAUUUUGUAGCAGAUAAUGUCGAAACUUUACACUUCUUUAUGUGACAACAACGCUGUGAUGAAGGUGUGGAUAUUUUUAGGCACAAAAACACUUCGUAAUGUUUAGUAAAAGAUCAUGUUCGGUACCCAGUACCCAAUACCCAGUUUUGUUGCACUAUCCUGUCCCAGAAAAUGCAGCAAUGGCUCUGGUACCAAAAACGAAACGCUUUUUGAGGUUCUAUCCCAGGUGGAAACACAGCGACUGGUCACCAAAAAACACCCACAUAUGGUAGCAAAUAAAAAGCUUGAAACGUAGCAACGAUUCACAAAAGACAACCACUUUUGUUGGUCUGGAACAGAGGUCUGCAGCUUGGCACAUGUCCCGCCUCUCACGUCUUGCCGUCUCGCUAACCCUGACCUCUUAACUCUAACCCCUGACACAUCUCCAUCUCUGUCUAGGUGUCACACUGUCCUCCAUCCCCUCCAUCUCCCAAAGAAAGAGUCAGCUUAUACACGUAGAUAUGAUACGUAUGAAACAUACAAAUGUAACGUAUCCAUCAUUUGCAGAAACAUACUAUACCAACAUUUUCCUCUGAUGACUGAGCUGAAAUAAGUAGAGUGAUUUCAAGCAUAGCCGAGCACGUUAAAGCCUCCUGUCAGCACCUGAAGCCACCAGAGUGAAAACAUUUUUCUAUAUAUAUAGUUUCUUUACUGCACCCCUGCUCCCUAAAAUAAAAAGCACUCAUACUUCACUAUUCAAGUCUCAAUCAGUUGAUCAAAUGGAAGUCAGCAGCUGCCUGGGCUGCAGGAAGAAUACAUUUUUCAGUCUAAAAACACUGUUUUACUGUAGACUAUAAUCAACAGGAAGUCAUGACUAUAUGCAAUCUGAUAUAGACUGGAUAAACAUGCAAACAAACACCAGUAUGGCUCAAGUUCAUAGUUCAUUCUUGACAGAAAGAAACACAAGUUGACAAAACAAUUUCACUUCAGAGUCCAUUUAGUGGCUGUUCUGGAGCUUUUCACCAUCACAUGACCUUCAUUAGAAGAUAGAUGCUCAGGUUUUCAGUGAUCCAGAGCACCUUCGUAGGAUUUCUCUUCCAGGUUGACUUUAAAUCUAACCUCAGUCGGCGAAGACUCAGUUGAAAGCUCCAGAGCAUUUACUAAAUGGACCUCAGAGUAGACUAUUUUUGGGUCAAGGAGUAUGGUGUGGAAGUUUUCAGAUGAAUAAUGUUCUUACUAAGUGCAGAUGUUAUAUUUUUUAAUAUAAACUGUGGAUGUUGUGAACUAAACAGCUGAUAUUGUGAGUUCAUUAACUGUCGUGUGUUUGAGAGACGGUGCGGUUUGUGACGGUUGAACUUUUAUACAUUAAUAGUUGAAGUUUGUGCACUGAACUUACAGGUGAUCUGUAAACCUUCAAACUUGAAAUGAUUUGAAUUAACAACAGAUACUAAGCAGGCUUACUUUGCAAAAAAGAAGAAAAAAA
This is a messenger RNA of Epinephelus lanceolatus (giant grouper), 5616 nucleotides long. RefSeq names its product kelch-like protein 3. NCBI's taxonomy places the organism in Eukaryota, Metazoa, Chordata, Actinopteri, Perciformes, Serranidae. The record is from RefSeq and is a predicted model, not a curated record. Gene Ontology annotation, molecular function: protein binding.